This is a messenger RNA of Solanum stenotomum, 1003 nucleotides long. Its product is annotated as probable caffeoyl-CoA O-methyltransferase At4g26220. Gene Ontology annotation, molecular function: O-methyltransferase activity; S-adenosylmethionine-dependent methyltransferase activity. The record is from RefSeq and is a predicted model, not a curated record. The transcript is spliced from 2 exons. Lineage: Eukaryota; Viridiplantae; Streptophyta; Magnoliopsida; Solanales; Solanaceae. The coding region runs from base 268 to 1002 and encodes 244 amino acids.
UUUGUCCAUAAGAAAUGAAGGUAAUAUAGGUAGGAGUUUGGAGGAAGUCUUAAAAUAUGGUACCCAAAUUUGUCCAUUUGUGCAGUAAAGAAAUCUCUCACGCAAGUAUGAGUUGGCAUGCGAGACACCUAGCUUUUUUUCGGUAGAAGAACCGAUAAUACAAGAGAUUCUCAAGUGCAAUGAGAGAAUUUAUAUUCCGCAUUGAAAGUACUUUGACUCUGAAUCUACAUCCAUCCCAAAAAGCAACUAGCAUUUUCAGGUCGGAGGAUGAAUCUUCAUUCUAACGCUUCUGAUCAGGUUGAAGGUUCACCCUGGGACAAUAAAGGCUUAUUGCAGAGUCAAGAAUUAUAUCGAUAUGUUUUGGAGACUAGUGUUUACCCUCGAGAACCAGAGCCUCUCAAAGAAAUCAGGGCUAUAACUGCAAAUCUCCCUGAUUUUUAUAUGGGAACAACACCUGAUUCAGGUCAAUUGAUAGCGAUGUUGUUGAAUCUAUUGAACGCCAAAAACACAAUUGAACUUGGAGUUUUCACAGGAUAUUCUCUGCUUCUCACUGCUCUUACAAUUCCUGAUGAUGGCAAGAUUCUAGCAAUUGACUCGAAUCUCAAGUCUUAUGAACUAGGCCUGCCAGUCAUUCGAAAAGCUAGUGUUGAGCAUAAGAUCAAUUUCAAACACUCUCCAGCUUUACCUGUUCUUGACAAACUCCUGGAAGACGAUAAAAACAGAGGUAGUUUUGAUUUUGCAUUUGUGGACGCAGAUAAAACUAAUUACGGAAACUAUCACGAGAGACUAAUGAAGCUGAUGAAAAUUGGGGGUUUGAUAGUGUAUGAUAAUACACUAUGGUAUGGAACACUUGCGAUGCCAGAGGAAAGCGUUCACAAGUUGAUGAGAUCAGAAAGAAGUUACUUACUUGAGUUCAACAAAUUCCUUGCUGCAGAUACCCGAAUUCAAAUUUCUCAAGUUUCGUUAGGUGAUGGAAUGACCAUCUGCAGACGACUCUUUUGAC